Molecule: messenger RNA, 867 nt
Organism: Tripterygium wilfordii
Lineage: Eukaryota; Viridiplantae; Streptophyta; Magnoliopsida; Celastrales; Celastraceae
Product: DNAJ protein JJJ1 homolog
Exons: 1
Coding region: 1-867 (288 amino acids)
Source: RefSeq, a predicted model, not a curated record
AUGUCGAAGAAGAUCAGCAGAUGCUACUACGCCGUGAUUGGUCUCCCGCCGGAGUGUACGGCGGAGGAGAUCCGAUCAGCAUACAAGAAGCUCGCCUUGCAGCGCCAUCCGGACAAACUGAUCCACUCUGGGUUGAGUGCGGAGGAAGCCACCGCCAGAUUUCAAGAACUCGCCCAAGCCUACCAAGUCCUCUCCGACCCGAAUGCCCGCACCUGUUACGACUCCAAACGGUACCAGGUCCAGACCCGACAACCCAAACCCUCCUCUGCAUUCUCCAACUUGUUCCGUUCCAUGUCUAAAGCAACCUUCUCGGGUUACGGCGACACCGAUAAUGGAUUCUACAAAGUCUACUCGGAUAUAUUUGACAGAAUAUACAAGGCGGAGGUGGAUUUCGCGAUGGAUUCGGGGUCUGUGCCUGAGGCUCCGGGUAUGGGGAAUUUGGAUAGUCCGUACGAGGAAGUUGAAAAGUUUUACGAGUAUUGGACCGGGUUCGAUACGGUCAUUGAAUUCGGAUUUGAGGAGAAAAAAAUGGAGUUGAAGGCGAGGGAGGUGUACGCUCAGAGAGUGAGGAAAUUUGCAGAGACGGUGAAGAGUAAGGACAAAAGAGUAAUUGACAUGGAAGAGGGGAAGAAGAAGUUGUUGAGGAAAUUGAAUGAGAAGAAGAGGAUUGUGGAGUCACAUUGUGUUUUGUGCGAUCAGAAAUUUAAGAGCGAGCAGCAACUGAAGAAUCAUAAGCAGUCUAAGAAGCACAAGCAGAGAAUGUCUAUGAGGGAUCGCUAUCGAGACGAUGAUGAUAAUGACGAGGAAGAACAAAUGAUCAAAGAAUACAUGAACUUCAUGUUAGAUAAGGAAGAAGAUGUCAAUUGA